This is a messenger RNA of Apis mellifera (honey bee), 822 nucleotides long. RefSeq lists its product as uncharacterized. Gene Ontology annotation, cellular component: MIS12/MIND type complex. The record is from RefSeq and is a predicted model, not a curated record. Bases 183 to 743 code for a protein of 186 amino acids. NCBI's taxonomy places the organism in Eukaryota, Metazoa, Arthropoda, Insecta, Hymenoptera, Apidae. The transcript has 3 exons.
GGACGAUCGGUAUUUCAGAACAUGGGAUACGAAGUUCCCUACAGCAUGAUAUGUCUGUUCUAUAGUUUGUCUGUGGUAAAAGUUCGCGUUCUGUAGAAUGGAAAAACCGUUAUAUCUAGUUUUUGUGAAAUAUUCAAUUAUUGAAAUUCAAGAAUUUAGUAAUUAUAUAUUAUUCAAUCGAAAUGGAAGAGGCUCGAGAGCAUCCAAAUAACAUUUUUCUAUUUCAACUUGGAAUUUCAAAUAGUUUUAAAUGCAUUGCAGAAUCAGUGAGUGAAGAUGCUUUUAUCAAGAUUCUUACAAUUUUAAAAUCAAAGCGGAAUAUUGGUCAAAAAUUAUAUAAGGCAAUGUGCAAGGAGCUUUUCGAUAAUAUGAAUGACGAUUUGGAGGAUAUAUUGAAUGAAGGAAGUUUAAAAAAUGGAUUAGAAAGAAUUGCGAAAUUAUCGGACGAAGAUACUUCCAUGGUCGAAGAUGCUUGGAGACCACCUGGCAAUGUAUCUUCGCAUUUACGUUCAUUGGAUGCACAGAAGAUUAAAGAAGAAAGCGAGUUGUUGGAAAAGCGUGUAAAUGAGAUGGAAGAAGAAAAUAAAAUUUUAAUGGAAAAAAUUGCGGAAAAGAGAUCAAAUAUUGUGACUAUGAAUGAUACCAUAACAGAAUCUAUAAAUAAAACUCAAAUUGCUAUAAAUUCAUUAGAAGAAAGAAUGGAAGUAUUACAAAAAUGUCUAAUAUUAUUAGAUAAUGAAUAAAUGAUAGAAUUGAAAAUAUUAAAUAGAUAAAGAAUAUUAUAAAAAGUAGGUAAAUAUUGUUAAAACUGUAAAUAGAAGA